Molecule: messenger RNA, 2630 nt
Organism: Morone saxatilis (striped sea-bass)
Lineage: Eukaryota; Metazoa; Chordata; Actinopteri; Moronidae
Product: flavin-containing monooxygenase FMO GS-OX-like 4
Molecular function (GO): NADP binding; flavin adenine dinucleotide binding; N,N-dimethylaniline monooxygenase activity
Source: RefSeq, a predicted model, not a curated record
UCUCUCUCUCUCAGGAUGUGGAUGAUGCUGCCGCGGGUGGCGGUGGUCGGUGCCGGGGCGGCGGGACUCUGUGCAGCCAGACACAUCCUGUCCCGCCGGAACAGCUUCGCCCCCCCGGUGGUGUUCGAGCUCACCGAGAACGUCGGCGGCACCUGGUGUUACGAUGAACGCGUGGGGACGUACGACAACGGGCGGCCGAUUCACAGCAGCAUGUACCGAGACCUCAGGACCAACCUGCCCAAGGAGGUGAUGAUGUUCCCCGACUUCCCCUUUGACCCCCAGCUGAGCAGCUUCCUGCCCCAUCAGGAGGUCCAGAGGUACCUGGAGGAGUACUGCCAGAGCCACGACAUCCGGCCUCACAUCAGGUUCAACACAGUGGUGGAGAACGUGAAGCCCGUUGUCGUGGCAACGGAUGGCGAGGAGGGGAGGACAACGUGGGAAGUGACGUCAUCCGAUUCGUCAUCAUUGGUCGAGGAGACUUCCGACUCGGUCUUUGUCUGCUCGGGACACUACUCGGACCCACACAUCCCAGAUAUUCCAGGGAUAGAGAACUUUAAAGGAAAGCUGCUCCACAGUCAUGCGUACAGGUGUGCAGAGCCGUUCUCAGGUCAGUCUGUGGUGGUUCUGGGAGCCAAAGCUUCAGGGUUGGACAUUUCCAUCGAACUGUCCAAAGUUGGUGCCCAGGUUACUCUGAGUCACAGUCGCCCUCGUUUAACAUUUCCUCUCCCUUCUGGGAUUCAGCAGUCCAGUUCAGUUGUGGCGGUUGAGGAGGAUGGCAGCAUUCGCUUCCAGGACGGAUCCGUGGGCGCGGCUGAUGUCCUGAUGUUCUGCACCGGGUACAACUUCAGUUACCCGUUCCUGGACGCGGCUCAGCUGGGUCUGGAGAUCCAGGACCAUUUGGUGUCUCCACUGUACCGCUUCAUGAUGCCCCCGGCCUUCCCCACGCUCUUCUUCAUUGGCAUCUGCAAGAUCAUCUGCCCCUUCCCCAACUUCAACUGCCAGGUCCAGUUUGCGUUGGCAGUGUUGGACGGCUCCGUCACUUUGCCGUCUCUAGCCCAGAUGGAGGAAGAGGUCCAGGGAGAGCUGCAGGAGAAGAUGGAGAGAGGAGUCCAGCAGCACCACCUGCUGAUAAUGGACCAGGAUCAGUGGGAGUACUGUCGGACGCUGGCUCGUACCGCUGGCUUCCCGCCGCUGCCGCCGGUUGUACGCAGUCUCUACGAGGAGGUGUGGCGACAGCGACGAGUUCACCCAGAAAACUACCGGAGACUCAAUUACAGACUGAUCAGUGACACCCAGUGGGAGCUGAUCGAUUGAUCGAUUGAUCAGCUGAUGGAGAAACAUUGAGAUCACAAAAACACUGAAAGUCAGAGGUGUUGAUUCUCCUCAGUAGUCCCUAUCAAUACUUAGCUAGCUAGUUAGCUAGCAGGCUAACAAUUAUUUAGCUGGUUAGUGUUUGGAUGACAUUAGCUAUCAGAUGUAAAUAGCUGGCUAAUGAUUAAAGAAUUAUUGUAGAGUAUUUAGGUUUUAUUGUAAAGCAGAAACUGGGAUCAGCUGAUGUUUCAGCCUCAGGCCCCAAAGAGCUGAUUAAGGUCUGAGACUGCAGAACUCUGAGUGUCGUAACUUUUGCACAAUAAUGCAAUAAUGUUUUUCAUACUUUAUUUUUGUUCAAUUUACAAUAUAAACGUAACUAUUCGUAACUAAGUUUGCUGUAAAUAUUUAGCAUACAAAUGUAUUUCCUUUGUGACAUUUCAGGAUAAAGAUUAAAGAUAAAAGCCAAAAAAAACUUUAAAAAAAUGGGAGGUGAUAGCGUCUCCACUGAGUCAACGUUCGGGUCGACAGUACAGCCGAGCUGCCGGACCUAAAAGCUUUUCUGGGGGAAACCCUGAACCUGAUUACUCAAUCACUGAAUGGUAGAACCAGAUUAAGGACAUAUGGAUCUGGAUUCUGUCCUGGAUCUGGAUUCCUGGACACUAUUGUAGGUGUAAUGAACACAGCACCUUCAAAAUAACAUUGUACUUUCUACCUCAUUGGUUUCAAUAAAAUGUCUUUGUUAGAAAUUAUUUUAUUUGGAUUUUCGUGGAAGCUUACUCUGCUAGCAGCGCUGUAGAGUUGCAGCCCAACAGACACUUUUAAAUGUUAAGAUGUUAAAAGAAUCAGACACAUCUGAAUCAAAUGAACGUGUAUUAAAGCAUAAAGUGGGUUAUGUAAAAAAUAUAUAUCAAAAUAUAUCAAAUAAGCAUCAGGAUGUGAUUGUGUUUAAGAACAACAAAAAUAUAAUUCAAAAUACUAAAUGACAGCAACUUCUUCUUUAACUUUAACUUAUCUUUAACCAAGAUAACGUCAGCCUUAAAUAUGUCAACAAGGCAGGUAACAGCUGUUCACACUGAUCCUCAAAUAUUAACUAUUUAAAAAAAAACAUAUUAAUGUAAUUAUAUACACAUAUUGGUGUGCUAUAUGGGUAAAAUAUAGUAAAUCAAUGGAUUUAUUGACUACUAAUUGGCAAAAAUCUCAGUUGUAUGUGGUUUAUUCUAUUCUGCCAAUAGAUGCUGCUAAAUGGGUUAAAAAUGGCUUUUAACCCUUUAAGAUCACAUCCUCAGUCACAUUGUUCCCAUAUUUAACAAUGUCUGACA